AUGGGGAAUUUUGCCCUAAUAUUGAUUUUGUUGGGGGCUUUCGCGGGAGCAAGCCAAGGUUGGAGUCAUUUGAAAAAGUCUCAAAACUCGACAGAGACUUCGCUAAACUUCGAUGUCACAAAGUUCGGAGCCAUUGGCGAUGGAAAGACAUAUGACACCAGAGCCUUUCAGUCAGCAUGGAAUGCAGCUUGUGCAAAAGAAGUAGAUAGUGUGCAGAUAACAGUGCCUCCAGGUAAAACCUUCUUGAUUUAUGCACUCAAAUUUGAAGGCCCAUGCAAAUCCUCCUCCAUUACUUUUCAGAUAUUAGGACAUAUUAUUGCUCCUCCAAAAUCAGCAUGGAGAAAAAAAGAAACACAGUGGCUCAAUUUUCUCGGCAUUGACGGGCUCACGGUCGAUGGAAAUCGAGUAGGCCUAAUCGACGGCUUAGGACAAACGUGGUGGGAUAAAGUGAAAGGGAGCUCAUCACGACCAACGGCAAUGCGAUUUUCGCGGUGCAACAAACUCCAAAUCAGAGGAUUGAAAUACAUCAACAGCCAAAAGAACCACAUAUCGAUAAACGAGUGCGACUAUGCAAGAAUCUCGGGUCUCGACAUUAGAGCUCCUCAGACAAGCCCCAACACGGAUGGAAUCGACAUAAGCGCCUCAACAAACCUCGACAUUCACGAUUGUGUCAUGGCAACCGGGGAUGACUGCAUUGCCAUUAACGGUGGCACUUCGGAUGUUCGAAUAAAAAACAUAGCAUGCGGUCCGGGACAUGGAAUAAGUAUCGGGAGUUUAGGGAAAGGCGGACUUCACGAAGAAGUACAGAGAAUAAACAUAUCUAACUGCAUUUUUACAAGAACACAAAAUGGUGUGAGGAUCAAGACAUGGCAGGGUGGUUCGGGAUUCGCCAAGAAUAUUGUUUUCUCAGACAUAACCUUCAUAGAGGCAAAUAACCCGGUUAUCAUCGACCAAUUCUACUGCCCUCACUUGAAAUGCAGCAAGAAAGCAUCAGCUGUCCAGGUCAGCGACGUGACAUUCUCAGGGCUACACGGGACAUCGUCAUGCAAAAAUGCGACAGUUAACUUGAGUUGUAGUGAGACAGUUCCUUGCAAUAAUAUCGUACUUGAUGAUGUCGAUAUAGAGUCAGCUUCCGAGCAAAACUCGGCAUCUGCGCAUUGCGUUAAUGCUCACGGGCGGGCAAAUACUCAGAGCCCAAUCGUCAAUUGUCUGAAAAAAAACUUUAAAAGAUAUUAG
This is a messenger RNA of Striga asiatica, 1236 nucleotides long. Lineage: Eukaryota; Viridiplantae; Streptophyta; Magnoliopsida; Lamiales; Orobanchaceae. The record is from the annotation of a GenBank genome assembly.